Clonostachys byssicola is the source of this 606-nucleotide messenger RNA. The record is from the annotation of a GenBank genome assembly. Lineage: Eukaryota; Fungi; Ascomycota; Sordariomycetes; Hypocreales; Bionectriaceae.
AUGUUUACAUCAAAGAAGUUCAGCCGUAACCCUGUGGAUAUUACGGCGCCCGUCCCGCUGGAAGAACGGCGCUUCCCCCUCAAGCACCACCUCGAUGGUGAUACCACGCCAAUCGCUGGCCUGCCCUACUCGUUCGACGACAUACACCUGAUGGUGCUGCUUCCGCAGUACAACAUUACACGGCAGAAGGAGAAUGCACAGACCAAAGGCGGCGUCUUCGCCAACCGCGUCGGCAAUAACGCUGGCAGCGAGAUAUGGGCCGGCUAUGCCCCCACCGACAUGAGCGAGAAGGUCCUCGUGUCUCGCAAUCACAAUGACAAUAUGUCCAACGCCUUGGCCAGGCACCAGGCCAACCUGUUCAUCGCUACCCGUGACAUACCGUUGAUCCUUGUCCUUUUCGGGUCCUUCUUCCUUCCAAAAAGCAAUCCCUGCGAUCCUGGUACACUUCUCAUACGCUCACGAUCUUGCCUCACUAUUGCCGCGCGUGCGACUACACUCGUCCUUCCCGUUCCCCUGUCUUGUCUCAUUCAUGAUGUCGGCUGCCCCCGCCAAAUGAUGGUGGCAAUCCUGGUCCCAGCAAGCACCAGGAUGACGAUGAGGAUUUAA